UGGUACGCAUGUAUGAUGGUAGCAUAUGUUUAUCAGGCUUAUCAGGUUUUGAUAAAAGGCAGGAUAAGCAGUGUGGUGUAGAUGGUCAGAAGCGGUCAGAAGGAAGGUUAGGAAGAUAUUAGAAGAGUUGGAAGUAUCAUUCCCUGACACGAAGCGAUAUUGACACAAUUCUGGCAGAGGAAGAAUCUGUGGCGUAAAGAUUAAUACUACAUUGACAGUGAAAUAACAUCUUAUAUGCAACAUAUAUAUAUAGACCUAUUAGUCAAUCAUGGGUAUGGACACAGACUCUGGAGAAACGUCAUGUGAAGACUUGGACUCAAGAAAAUUAUCAAAGAUACUAAAGGAAGAUUCAGACAUUGACAGGGUGUCAGAAGUGCAAGUAUUGAAAGGUUCAGAUGCUGGUGUACCAACAGUUCAAAUACUGGAAGUUUCAGAUCAUGGUGGGACUCCAAAGACUCAUGCCUGCACCUAUGAAGAUUGUGAUAAGGUUUUUAGCAGACCUUGGAGAUUGGCUAGGCACAUGUGUAUUCAUACAGGAAAGCGUCCCUUCAAAUGUGAAUUUGCUGGCUGUGAGAAGGCAUAUAGCCAUUUAAGCUAUCUACAUCGUCAUGUGAAAUUGUCGCACAAUUCAGCACUGAUGUACAAAGAGGUUUACAAAUGUCCUCAUCCAGGGUGCUUAAUGGAAUUGAGUAAUGAGUGUAAUUUAAAACGACAUUACAAGCGUAAACAUAAACAGAAACAUCCAUUUAUUUGCCGGUACUGUGACAAUGGGUUUUCAAAACAUCAUCAGUUACGGGCACAUCUCUAUCAGCACACUGGUGUUCCACCGUUUAAGUGUCCAACAUGUGAUGUAGGUUUCACUACACACUAUGAUCUUAAGCGUCAUCAGAGAGGUCACAGAACAUAUGUAUGUGACUGUGGCCAGGAGUUCAAAAAUUGGACCCAGUUACAAACACACACUGUGCUUAGCCAUCCUGCAGUUUUCAUUUGUGAUAUAUGCAAGAAAAGUUUCAAAAGAAAAUGUAGGCUGCGGACACACAUGUCAGCCCAUCAAGACUCCUCUGACAGAGAGAUAAUGCCUUGUCCCUAUAACAACUGUCCACGAUUCUACUACCAAAAACGGAAUCUCACUCAUCACAUAAAGUCCAGCCAUGAAGGAAAGAAAUACGAGUGCACCUACCCAGACUGUGACUGGAAGCUUUGUACACUGCAAAAGCUGAAAGAACACAUGAAGUUGCAUGAUGGAAUGAGAUCUCGGCCUUCCAAAUCUUCUAAACCACGCAAGAGACGUCGUGAUGCUGGAAAGGCUAAACAAAGCAUGGCAGUCUUACUAUCUGGUGCUGUCAUAUCACGUGAAGAAGAGAAAGCAUUGCUCAAUGGGAGCUCAGAUAUUGUUGUAAUUAGUGGUAAUGAGAACAGCAGAGCAAUAAGAAAUGAUGUUGAAAAAGGACAAAUUAAGACUGCUUCAUUAGAUGAUGUACAUAGAGAUAGUGAUACUGCAAGGGAAGAAAUGCAGAAUUCAGCGGCAUAAGCAAAUACAUUAUAUUGCAGUAGUUCAUGUGAAAGUGGAAGGAUUGCAGUGAACAAGGUUCUGCAUCAUUUGGGGUGGCUGAAUACAGAAUGGAUGAACAGCAAAAGUCAGCAUUUAUGGCACUUACAUUAACACCCUAACAUACAUAUGUGCUUGUGGGACACCUUUCCAUACAGAUUGUGUUGGUUAUUUUGACAGAUGUAAAACAUCACCAAAAUACAGUUUCUUUAUUGAAUA
Molecule: messenger RNA, 1768 nt
Organism: Cryptotermes secundus
Lineage: Eukaryota; Metazoa; Arthropoda; Insecta; Blattodea; Kalotermitidae
Product: transcription factor IIIA
Exons: 8
Coding region: 269-1531 (420 amino acids)
Biological process (GO): regulation of transcription by RNA polymerase II
Cellular component (GO): nucleus
Source: RefSeq, a predicted model, not a curated record